Molecule: messenger RNA, 2781 nt
Organism: Sclerotinia borealis F-4128
Lineage: Eukaryota; Fungi; Ascomycota; Leotiomycetes; Helotiales; Sclerotiniaceae
Source: the annotation of a GenBank genome assembly
AUGGUGGCAGAUGGUACCAUAUUGUCGCCCACGAGAAGUGUCUUUGGGGACGAUAAAGGUCAAGCCCUUACUGGAAAGCAAGAGCAUUAUUUGAAACGCGAGUUGAUCUCCCAACAAGUGAAAUACGAAAUCACCGAGUUAAACUCUCCAACGGCAUUACAAAGAUUUGGUGCCCCGUUUAAAUCUGAUCGCGGGGAAGUAUCUCCUAUGGAUUCCGACCUGCCGAUUCUCAGAUACAUAUUCGUACAUCAUGUUCGCGAGUUUCCAUUCUUAGACAAGGCGAAGGAGAAGGAAUUUUGGCAAGAUAAACUACAGGUGUUUCUACAAUCUUUCGCGGAGAAACAUAUCUCGUCAUCCGAAGACAGACUCGAGGAAACGAAGCGCAGAAAGCUAUCUUUAAAAUGUCAGAAGCUAGUGGAGUUGAUGAUGGUGUCGGGUAUACCAACGGCUUCAGGGUAUGAAGAGAGGAUUAGGUUCUCUGAAUUAGAAGUUGUCGAUGCGGGCGCUAUCGAGCUUGGAGUUCUUUCGACUAUGCCCGAAGGUCAUUAUCUACACGGCUGGGAUGUCAACGUAGCGGGAGUCAGAACAACUAAAGUCAAACGAAACAUCAGAUACCAUAAGCAUGCUGAAUUUGUUCUGCGGGUCAAGAGAAAGGGGGGAGUGCCAUACUUUAUUGGGCGUAGAUAUGGUGAUUUCAAUAGACUUCACAAGAGGCUACGAACAGAACUUCCUGGCAAAGUCCUCCCAUCGAUGCCUAGGAAAAACAAGGAAAGUUCAACUGCCUCAAACCUACUUAGUGGUAUUACGGGUGGCAAGGAUUCCGACGCGUCUUCUAUGUCCUCGGUUUCGUCAAUGGGAACCAUGGGAACUAUGGGCACCGAAAAUGGCUUGAAGAAUUUGUCUGUUCGUGAUCAUCGCCACUCCGGGUCAGCAGCUUCGUUCGGCAGGUCAUCUCCUCGAUUGUCGACAUCAUCCCCACGACCAUCGGUAGACAGAAGGCCCAAACCCCCUUUGACUCCUGUGACAGAUACGAAUGGUGUAACUUUAUGGCGAGAAAGCCAGCGCAUAUCCUUGAGGGCAUUCCUCCGUGGUCUCCUUGCGAAUCCCCAGAUUGCUGGAACCCGAGCAAUGCAAGAUUUUCUGUCAAAUCAGCCUAUUAAACUAAGCGAUGAAGACGUAGAGGAUAUUGAGAAAAGAAAGCUUAUGGAUGAGAAGAGAGUUGUAGAGCAGAAGCAGUUUUAUGAAAUAGCCAGGAAGCGCGCCGCUGAAUUAGACAUAUACAUGGAAGAAUUCCGUCGCGAUAUUGUGGAAAGCAAUGGUCUCACCAAAUUGUUCAAAGAAAUCAAGGAUAAGCCAACUAUCCCAGAUCUCAGCAUCCAGUACCAAAAGUUUGCAGAAUGGCUACGUAUCGAAGUAGCUGCGACUCUCUACCAUUUGUUCUUAGCAGAAGAUAACUCUCCAGAACUAUUUGCCCAAGCUAAGAAAAUCCAUUCAAUGAUACCGUAUACGAUUAUCAAGAAUGCAAUUCGGAUAGCAAAUCCCGCAGCUGUUAUGUCUAGCAUAUUAGACAUCUUUCUAGCUCAACCCUUAGGAAUGAGAUCGCUCAUGCAAAGAAUCUUUUCUCUAACAUUGAAUGAUGGCAUCAGAAGUUUCCAAAAAGCGAUUGAUACUCUACAAGAAAAAAUCAACGAAUCUGUGUUCUGCGAAAAAUUGAAAAGGUUUUCUGACAGUCCGGAAGAUCUCAAGAAUGACAUACGGGCUGAUGCGGAGGAGAGUAGCGUGGACUUGAUUGUCGCGAUUCUGAGGUCAGAAGAGAUUGAACCGGGCCUAAAUUCCGCACAGAUUGGCAAGAUUUUCAAUGCCUAUGUCGCUUGGAAUAAUGCCGUGGAGAACGUCGACGAAGAGAUGAAGCAAGGUGCACAAUUAUUCUCAUACUUGAAACAGCUCCUAAAAUUAUACACGAGACAACGGGAUAAGGCUAUGAUGCUCAAUAUGGUUGAGGAGCCAGUUACAUUACGUCUUCUUCGCGAUCUGUUUACCAUCUUCUACGAGCCUUUAGUACGAGUGUACAAGUCAGCAAACGUGUACAACAGUGUCACUGAUUUCGCGGAUUUCAUUGAGGAUACGAUAAGAGUUGUGGAUAAAUGCCGCGAACAAGAUUUUUCAGCAGACCCUAAUCAGACUGUCCAAGCAUUCAUCGAUUUGUGCCAACGACACGAACACAAUUUUUACAAGUUCGUUCACGAAGUACACACGCACGAUAAUGGGCUGUUCACACAAUUAAUGGGUUGGGUCGAAGGAAUUCUCGAGUUCCUCCGACAAGGUCCACAGGGCGGAAAACUUGACAUCAAUGCGCUCGUGGCUGGUGCCGUGAGCAUGAAUCAAUUGAAUAAAGAAGUUGCCGUCAAUGAAAUCAACCAAUUGAUCACUUGGCAAGAAGCUCGUAAGAAGUGGCAUUCUGAUAAAACUAGACAGAAAAUGGCGGCAGAAGGUACAGGCACCGCAGAGCAGGCACCAGGAGCACUGGUAUUUAAGAGUGCCGAUUUUGGGUUGGAUGAAAUGGAUCUUGAGGAAAUCAAUUAUGAAGAUGAUGAAGAGAGUAGUGAUGAGAAUGAGGAAGAUGACGAACUAGAUCCGAUUGCGGCGGAGAGGAAGAGGAGAGCAAAGAAACAGGAUCAUUUGAGGAGAACCGCAGGUGAGCCUGCUAAACCGGAUGUGGUAGAGGUGUAUAAAUUGAAAGAGGGAUUCUUGAGUAUGUUAAGGGGUGUACUUGCUGAGUAG